Molecule: messenger RNA, 2508 nt
Organism: Camellia sinensis
Lineage: Eukaryota; Viridiplantae; Streptophyta; Magnoliopsida; Ericales; Theaceae
Product: polycomb group protein EMBRYONIC FLOWER 2
Cellular component (GO): nucleus
Molecular function (GO): chromatin DNA binding
Source: RefSeq, a predicted model, not a curated record
CGUCCGACUCCAUUCCAUGCCAUAAGCUUCCUAUCAAAACUCUCUCUUCUCUCUCUACCUCCCGAAUUUCCACCUCUCUCUCUCUCUCUCUGUUCCUUGUAUAUAUAUACACAUAUAUAUUCGAAAUUGGAAAGCGUUUGUAUAAAGAGAAGAGAUCUUCGAUUUGGGGAUUAAAAGAUUAGGGUUUUAACUAUAUGAUAUGAGGUCUGGGUGGCUAGUGGUUACUGACUUUGGAAAGAAGACAUAGCUAUGAAUUUACAUUUCAACAUUGUCUAACCAGAAUGCCAGGCAUACCUUUAGUGGCUCGUGAAACGACGAAUUCUCUUUGCAAUUGCAGCUACACUAGAAGUGCAGAUCAGAUGUGCCGCCAAGAUUCUCGCGUGCAUUUGUCUGUAGAGGAGGAAGUUGCAGCUGAGGAGAGCCUUUCAAUAUACUGCAAGCCUGUAGAACUUUACAAUAUUCUUCAACGCCGUGCUAUUAGAAAUCCUUCAUUUCUUCAAAGAUGCUUGCAGUACAAAAUACAAGCGAAGCACAAAAAAAGGAUUCAAAUGACAAUUUCCUUGUCAGGGACUUCAAAUGAUGGAUUGGAAACUCAAAAUUAUUUUCCUCUGUACAUAUUAUUGGCAAGGCCAGUUAAUAACUUUGCAGUUGCAGAGAAUUCUGCAGUUUAUCGCUUUAGUCGGGCAUGUAUCUUGACCAUUUCUACUGGAGCUGAGGGGAAGAAUCAAGCUCAAGCAAAUUUUAUUCUUCCUGAGUUUAACAAGCUGGCAGCGGAUGUCAAAUCUGGCUCUCUUGUUGUUUUGUUUGUCAGCUUUGCUGAAGUCACGAAUUCUGUGUGCGCUACUGAUCCAACCAAGAGCCAUAUGGCCAUGACAUCUUUUCCAUCAAAUGUUGAAGGAUUGUGCUUACUGGGGAAGAUGCCGAUGGAGUUACUUUAUUUGUCAUGGGAGAAAUCUCCAAACUUGAGUUUGGGGGAGAGAGCUGAGAUGAUGUCAACUGUUGAUUUGCACUCUUGUUUUGCGAAGUUAAGUUGUAUGGAUGAAGACAAAUCUAUUGCCAUUCAGAUGCCCCAUAGUUCUGGAACUGUGAAUACGCCACUGCAAGUGGAAGUCAUCAUUUCUGCAGAAGAGAUUGGGGCAAAAGAAAAAUCUCCAUAUAGUUCAUACUCCUGUAAUGACAUGGCUACUUCUUCAUUUUCUCAUAUUAUACGGUUGAGAACUGGAAAUGUCAUUUUCAACUACAGGUACUAUAAUAAUAAGUUGCAGAGGACCGAAGUGACAGAAGAUUUCUCCUGCCCAUUCUGCUUGGUAAAAUGUGCAAGCUUUAAGGGUCUGCGAUAUCACUUGCCCUCAUCCCAUGAUCUAUUCAACUUUGAGUUUUGGGUCACUGAAGAUUAUCAGGCUGUAAACGUUUCUGUAAAAACAGAUAUAUGGAGACCUGAGAUUGUUGCAGAUGGUGUCAAUCCUAAGCAACAAACAUUUUUCUUUUGUUCAAAGCCACUGAGACGCAGAAAACCAAAAAACUUAGUUCAAAAUGCAAAGCAUGUGCAUCCACUCGUCUUGGAUUCUGACUUUCCUGCAGCAUUGAAUGAGCUUCUGGACAAAACUGAUGGCCUUGCUGAGUGUGUGGAACGUGAUACAUCCAGCCCUAAUGCGACUGGGGUUUCUACUGCAACAGCUCACUCAUAUGCAGAUCCAGAAUGUGUCCAAUCUGUACCUGGAAGCAACCUUGCACCUCCUGCCAUGCUACAAUUUGCAAAGACAAGAAAGCUAUCUGUUGAACGUUCUGACCCUAGAAAUCGUUUCCUCCUGCAGAAGCGACAGUUCUUUCACUCACAUAGAGCGCAGCCGAUGGAAUUGGAGCAAGUUUUGUCGGACCGGGACAGCGAGGAUGAAGUUGAUGAUGAUGUUGCAGAUUUUGAAGAUAGAAGGAUGCUUGAUGAUUUUGUGGAUGUAACCAAAGAUGAGAAGCAAAUGAUGCAUCUCUGGAACUCAUUUGUCAGGAAGCAGCGGGUGCUCGCAGAUGGUCAUAUUGCCUGGGCAUGUGAGGCAUUUUCAAAAUUGCAUGGUCAAGACCUUAUCCAGGCACCAGCACUUCUUUGGUGUUGGAGAUUAUUUAUGAUCAAACUGUGGAAUCACGGUGUGCUUGACGCACGCACAUUGAACAAUUGUAAUAUAAUACUUGAACGAUGCCAAAGCCAAGAUGCAGAUCAUAUGAAAAGCUAAAUUUAUUCGCGUCGUCGGUAAAGGCUCUAUUUGAUUUUAAUGGGGAUGUUCUUCCUCACUAAUUUACUGAUUUGAGCUCCGUCACAUUUCUAACAUUUGUUGUACCACCUAUUCAGGUUAUUUAACUUUUGCUUAUCGGGCUACUAAAGUCCUCUUCUUCUUUUUGUCUUAUUGACAAACCCUAUAUCUUUUUAUUUAUAGAUCAUGUAUAAGAUUCAUGUGUAAUCAAUCACCUUACAGUUCUACAAAGGAAAAUGAAAGAAAAAUGCCUCUCCUUUCUAUC